AUGCUAAGAAAUCUAAAUAAAACAUUAUUCCUUCAGAGGAAUUUGGUGAUUAGAUCCUCACAACCAUCAUCAUCAUCAUCAACUAUUAGUCGACAUCUCAGCUGCAGCAGUAACAAUAAUGAUAAUAAUAGUUUUAUAAAUAAAUAUAGUGAAAAUAGUAAAAGAACAUAUACAACUUCUACUACUACAACUACAACUCCUACCACCUCAGAGAUUACAAGUGAAACUAUUCAUAAAUCGAUUAAGGAUGACCAUAUUGUUAAGGAAGGUCCAUUGGCGAAAUACGAUCAGAUGAUCAAAGACAAUAAAAUCAGAGUGGACAAACAUCAAAGAGAAACUGUUAAACUGCUACAGAAUCUAUUCGAUCAAAUUAAAAACUAUAACCCAAUGCCAUCGAAUGAAUCUGACAAUGGAAAUCUUUCAAAAUGGUUUUCAAUGUUGACAUCUACAAAACCAACGAUUGAUCCACACAAGAAUGAAAUUAAAGGUGUCUAUUUGUAUGGUGAUGUCGGUUGUGGAAAAUCAUUCCUAAUGGAUCUAUUCUAUGAUUCCGUACCAAUAAAUAAAAAGAAAAGAAUACAUUUCCAUCAUUUUAUGUUGGAUGUUCAUAAAAGAAUUCACAAGUGGAGACAAAAUAAAUCGGAAAAUGAAAACGAUCCAAUUCCACCACUCUCAAAGGAGUUGACUAGCGAAGCAUGGUUGUUGUGCUUUGACGAAUUUCAAGUCACAGAUGUAUCGGAUGCCAUGAUCUUGAAACGUCUAUUCUCGUGUAUGUUUGAUAAUGGUGCCAUUCUCGUAACUACAUCCAACAGACAACCAAACGAUCUCUACAAGAAUGGACUCAAUCGUCAGCUGUUCGUUCCAUUCAUUCAUUUCCUAGAGUCAAAAUGUUUAGUUUACAAUUUAAAUUCUGGAUUAGAUUAUAGAUUAUCUGGAACCAGAACUAAAAAAGUAUUUUUAAGAGUUGACACAUGGCGAACCGGUGGAGAACUCAGAGUCACUGAACAAGGUGAAAUGAUUUCUGCGCAUUACAGACAGCCUGGAAUGGCUGUGAGAACCAUCGAAGUGUAUACAACUGCCACUCUGAAACAAACAACAAUACUUCUACAAUCUUCUCCACUCAACAAUCGGAUUUUCUAUCGUAUGUCAAGAAAGUUUAAAUAG
Molecule: messenger RNA, 1164 nt
Organism: Heterostelium album PN500
Lineage: Eukaryota; Evosea; Eumycetozoa; Acytosteliales; Acytosteliaceae
Product: putative ATPase
Exons: 5
Coding region: 1-1164 (387 amino acids)
Biological process (GO): tricarboxylic acid cycle; carbon fixation
Cellular component (GO): cytoplasm; mitochondrion
Molecular function (GO): ATP hydrolysis activity; phosphoenolpyruvate carboxylase activity; ATP binding
Source: RefSeq, a predicted model, not a curated record